CUCAUGCCUCUUGACAUACUGUAACACUCUGGGUGGGUCUGUGGAACUUUGCUCUGUUCCAAAGCUGCUUAUGCUACUGUGAUUAUGUGUGUGUGUGUGUGUGUGAGGAGAGGGAGAGAGAGAGAGAGACAGUCCACACAGAUACGGCUACAGGAAGCACUAGCACUAGUUACAAAGUUUGAAAGCUGUUGACUCUGCCAUCUCUUGGAUCCCUCCGAAUUGAAAACCUACUGCACACAAUGCCGUCUUUUGAUGAGGUUUUAAAAGAAGCUGGGGAAUUUGGAAGGUUCCAAAAGAGGGUCUUUUUCCUCCUUUGCCAGACAGGCAUAACUUUUUCUUUUCUAUUUGUUGGAGUGGUAUUUCUUGGGCACGCACCAGAGCACUAUUGGUGCAGGAUCCCUGGUGCAGCUGAAUUAAGUGAGAGAUGUGGCUGGACCCUUGAAGAGGAACAAAACUAUACUGUGCCGGCUCUGAACCUGGUGAACAGGUUUUCCAGUGGCCAGUGUGAGAGAUUUGACAUAGAGUGGAAUAACACCUCUGUGAGCUGUGCCAACCCACUGUCCCACUUUACUAAUCGCAGUUUGGACAAUGUGCCGCUUACUUCAUGCCAGGAUGGCUGGGUAUACAAACAACCCCACUCAACGAUCGUCAGUGAGUAUAACCUUUUGUGUGCCAAUGCCUGGAUGCUAGAUCUAACACAAGCUGUUCUCAAUCUGGGGUUUCUGACAGGAGCAUUCACUCUAGGCUAUGCUGCAGACAGAUAUGGCAGAAUCCGUAUUUACCUCUACUCCUGCCUCGGGGUAGGGUUAUGUGGCCUCGUUGUGGCAUUUGCACCAAAUUUUUCCAUAUUUUUGAUCUUUCGCUUCCUACAAGGUGUAUUUGGAAAGGGAACCUGGAUGACAGCUUAUGUUAUUGUGACAGAAAUAGUUGGCUCAGAUCAGCGAAGGAUUGUUGGAAUUGUGAUACAGAUGUUCUUCACCCUUGGAAUAAUGAUUCUUCCUGGGAUUGCUUACCUGAUUCCCACAUGGCAGGGGAUUCAGCUGGCCAUAACACUCCCCAAUUUUCUUUUCCUGCUGUAUUACUGGGCAGUUCCUGAAUCUCCACGCUGGCUACUGACACGCAAAAAAGGAGAAAAGGCAUUAAACAUUAUGCACACCAUUGCCAAGCACAAUGGAAAAUAUCUCUCACCGCAUUACUCUGAGAUCACAGUUACAGAUGAAGAGGUUAGUAAUCCAUCAUUUCUUGAUCUGGUUAGAACUCCCCAUAUGAGAAAAUACACAUUGAUUCUAAUGUAUGCCUGGUUUACAAGUGCCCUGGUUUACCAAGGGCUUGUCAUGCGCCUAGGAAUUAUAGGAGGAAACCUCUACCUAGACUUUUUCAUCUCCGGAGCUGUGGAAUUGCCUGCAGCUCUCUUGAUUUUACUGACAAUCGACCGAAUUGGCCGACGCCUUCCAUUUGCCAUAAGCAACAUAGUGGCAGGAGUGGCAUGCUUAAUUACUGCAUUCUUACCAGAAGAUAUCCUGUGGUUGAAAACCUCAGUAGCCACCCUGGGAAGACUGGGAAUCACCAUGGCUUUUGAAAUUGUGUAUCUUGUGAACAGUGAAUUGUAUCCUACAACAUUAAGAAACUUUGGUGUUUCCCUGUGUUCAAGUUUGUGUGACCUAGGAGGUAUCAUAGCCCCAUUUCUUCUCUUCCGAUUAGCAGCCAUCUGGAUGGAGCUACCUUUAAUCAUCUUUAGUAUACUUGCAGUUAUUUGUGGGAUCUUAGUGCUGUUUUUACCUGAGACAAAGGGAAUUUCCUUACCAGAGACAGUGGAGGAUGUGGAACAGCUUUCCAGUCUCCAAAGUAAAAGUGGCAGGAAAAAGAAGCAUCAAGAUACCUCCUAUAUAUGAUCUUUCACUAAAAGCACUGAGCAAAACGUUUCUGUUCUCACACUGGGAAUUUGGUUUCCUCCUGAUAACUGCUUUAAAGUCCUCUGGAUUGAGCUGUAUCACAAAAGACACCUCCAAGUACUUCUUUAAAGAAUGAAGAUGUUCUAAAGAAGUGUUGUAUUUUUAUAUAGCUACAGAAUAAAUACAUAUUUUCUGAGUCCAUUGUUUCCAGGAAGGGGCGUGUUGUGGUUCUUGUUAGAGAAUACCCACUGAAAUCAGCUGCUUUGCCUGGCCCAGUAAGCUCUUACUUAUUUGUAUAUGUUUGAGUCAUUUGUUCAUCCUUGAUAUUACAAUAAUUUGGGGGAAACUGUGGUUUAAAAUGGUGAUGGUUUGGGGGAAGCAGAAUUGGAGUAGUUUUGUGCCCCACCGAGCGAUAAAGCCUCUGAAAAAUCAGAAAAGCGAACGAGGAAUUGCUUAGGGAACCAGGGAACUGAUGACAUUGAGGAUGGAGAGAGUGGGGCCUCGUUUCUAAUGUGUAGGUGUCAACAGGAUAUUCUUAAUAUUUGGGAUGGAUUGGUAUUGCAGAGUUGGUGAAGGGACUAUAGGAUAGAGUUGCUAAAUUUAGCAGGCACUGCAUUGUGGUUGAACAGUUAAUGCCAAAAGCCUGGCAUGGAGGAGCAAUUAUAUGUAAGAUGAGGUUUCAAGAAACCAUAGGGGGAAAUAACCAAUAUACAAGGUGCUUCCUUCAUUACUGCAACUUGGUGAGCUAUAUACAGUACAUCAACACUUCCUAACUCUUCCCAGCCCAUUCCACCCAACUGCCAUGUCUGCUUAAGGAAAAUAGGAACCAUGCUAGCAAUAAAAUGCAUGCAUGCUUGGAACAGGAAACAGAAGGAGAGUCCAUGGAGAAGACCAGCAGAAGUACUUUUCAAUCAGAAUUUCCCCUGACAUGUAGUCAAAUGACAAUAAGACACAUGGCAAAACUCUGUACAGACUAAAAGGAAUGGAACCAAAUGUGCACCUCUGUUAAAAUAUCUGGUUAGAUGGUUUGUAGUGCCAAAUUAGAACACAUUGUAUUUUGAUGCUGUCCCUGAGAGACAAUUGUUCUUAUGCUACUAAGAGAUGCCAGGAUUACCUGAUCAAAUAGACAUUCUCCUUAAAUGGAUAGUGGACUUAUUUUAACCUUUCUUGUUUAUUUAAUGUUUUUCUCAAGUCUUAAUGUACCUCAAUAUAAGAACUCCCUCAGCUCUGCAGUGGUGUCUGUGGUUUGCAGAGGAAUCCGUGGGUAAUUUUAAUUAUAUUGGUUAUAAGCAGAAUUGCUUGACGUUUUCUGUGGCAGAGGGAAGUUUGUGUUGUAUUGGUCAACUGCCUGCAGUUGCACUUUGUUGUUGCUUGAUAUGUGAUUGAGAACUUAAGGCAUGAAAACUUAUUUUUCAGGACUUUCUAAUUGUACUUUGCUCAGCAUGGCAUUCAGUAUUAUCCAGAAUAAAAUGUAGACAAUGUCUGUCAGUAUUUAAAAUAACUGAAUGCCUGCAUACUCCCUGUUAGGAAUUUAAGGUCUUUUUAAGCUUACAAUUGUUUGCGUGUGGAUCAGAGAGACAAGGUGGGUGAGGUAAUUUCUUUUAUUGGACCAACUUGUGUUGGUGAGAGAGACAAGCUUCUGAGCUACACAGAGCUCUACUUCAGGUCUGGGAAACUAACUUAAAGUGUUGCUGCUAAGUAAGUCAGGCAUGUAUCUGUCGAUGCCUUCUGGCUCUUUAAUAUGAUACUAUUUUAAUAGUAACCUGGGUUAUAUUUUCAGGUUAAGUAUGUAUAUUAUACAGGAAAGAGGAAACUUGUGCUAAUGUUCACUGAUAAGCAGACGGAGAAGUAAAAUCUCAGUCCCUGUGAGAGUUCCUCCAUAUUAAUUGUAGCACGUUAUACAAUGAUCUGUUAUAAUACUCAGAAAUGCCAAAAUCCCUUUGGUGACCUUAAUUAGGUUCCAUUCUCUUUGUUUUACACAGUCUUUUGGCUUGUUUUAUUAAUAUUUUGGUAGAAGGAGAGGGAUCAGAUGGUGGAGGUACAUUGAGGUCCAAAGUGGGGAACGCCUCCCUCUCUCCACAGUGGGAAAUAGGGCUUAUAUGUAUAUGGACCAAUAAUUAUGCUGCUUAUAAAAAUAAUUCUUUUAACUGCAAAGUCACAUCUGCUUUUAAGUCUAAAUUUCAAUGAGUUAAUCAUUUCUGAGCCUUAUGGGAGAGUCCUACAAAUUUCUCUAGCAGGGAUAUAAUUCCCUAUUAAAGUCUAUAGGUGAAUGUUAAAAAUUCUAUGAAGAGGAGAUCACCCUCUAGGAUUCAUCCCUAUUAAUUUUUACAGGACUUUUCUUUGAGAAGAAAAAAGGGAACAUUUUAUCAGUCUUCUAGGCAGUACUUCCAAUGUUUGCGCCGACACUUUCUCAACAUUUUUGAGCCAGCAGAAGGAAUAAAUGAAGACAUGGUAUACCCAGCCAUAUGCCCUUCAAACUGAGCACCGGUUAAGGAAUGAUUCAAGAAACACAUUUAGGGCCUGCUUCAGAGAGGUGCUGGGUGCCCUCAAUACUCAUUGCAGUCAGCACGAGGCAAGGGGCUCAAAUACCCUUAGGACUGGAUAGUUAAGAUGUGAUUUCAUUUAUCAUGGAGUUUCUUACAUAUCAUCUUUUAGUGCCUUUAUAUCAAGUGUGAUCUGUUUAAAAGUCAAAGGGUGAAUUUUCCAACUGUCAGUACAGCAUACUCCACAUGGGAUAUGGAAAUCAAGGAAUGUAUUCUGACUGCCUCUUACACUAUCACUAGGAAUAAAGAUUUUGUCAUCAGAAUUUAACAGACAGGGCUGCUGAAUAGGAGGCACAAUAGAAAUCAGGUCAUUCUUCCAUGCUUGUAUUGACUCUGUGAGGGGUUAACAGGAGCAAACAUUCGGUUUUGUGAAAGUAAGUAGACUUGACUAAAAAACCCCACAGGAAGCAGAUUUUCUGGAUCAAAAUCAUUUUAAAGUCCUGAAGUGAGAGGUCUCCUGUAAAACUUACAGAUGAAGAGUGUGAUGAUGGCAGUUUUGUGUAAUGGCUGACAGAGAGGGGUGGCUAUUUCAGUCAAACCCACUAUGAUCAUUAUGAAGCCCAUUGUGGAAAUUAUUUCCAGGGAUAUGGCUGGAAGGUGAAGUACUGGGUUUACUGACAGUAGUAGCCAGACAGUAUGAUGGUCUUCAUAUGGGCGGCACUUCAGACCUUGUCACAAGAACAAUCACAUUUCUGACGUGUUCUGGGAGGUAGGGAUGUCUAUAGAAUGAACUACUGAAGAAUCAAGGUGCAAAUUCAUAUAGCAAAUUUAAAUGUAAAAAUCCUACUGGUGGAGCAGAAAGUCUUUCUAAAAUGUUUGAGGUCUGAUAGUUUAUUAUGAUAUGGAACACAGAACAGGUGACUGGCCUCCGGAAAUGUAUAACAAUCUCUCUGGCUGGUAGGCACUCAGCAUUAUUUGUUUCUCUUUUUCCUUCCCUCUGUUGGACUUCAUGAGGAAAGCUGUUCUUGUAGCACCAUGAGGUAUUAGCUGUGGCUUAAUGUGUGAUUCUUUAUGGACAGAAUUCUCAUUAGCAUUAAUCACACAAGGGUGUAACUCCUUCUCUAUCAGGAGCAGAAAAUAUACAACUAAAGCUUGUAUAGUGAGGCAAGACUGGUACUGAGGCUCUUAUGCCAUUUUAUUAUGUGCCAUUGUGGGCCAUCAUUCACUGCAGUAAAAACUUACAUCACUGGCUGCUUCUGUCUUCACUGUGGAUUAGUUGGAGGGGAAGGUCUACUUGCUAUUCAGCAUCUUAUGUUCCUGACGCCGCAUUCGUACCUUUGUGCUGAUACAGAAGUGUCCGUAACAAUAAAAACUGUGCAUUUACCAAAAAAAAUGAGUUUCUCCCAUCUCCUACCAGAUGUAUAGAACACCACAGGAAAAUGAUGCAUAAGCUGAUAUGCACGCGGGGCACCUGAAAUACAAAGGGUCUCCUCUGUCUUCCCUACCACUUGGCUGCUAUGAGGGUACGUAGUCUCCCCUUUCUCUUGACCCCCACAGGAGGGAUGAAUUUUCCCCAUUUUCUGGCUCACAGAUAGUGUCUGGUGAGGGUAUUUCUCCUUCUCCCUGCUGCACCCUUCUGGCUUUUGGUGAGAGUGAAAGAGAAUUCCAGUGGCUUCUUUCUUUCUUCCCCUGCCUAUGUAGAGUGUGGAGGAGAGCAAAGCCUCCCUAGCACCAGGGAGUUGGCUGAGGACUCCCCCUGCUUUCUGACAUGUAUAGGGCAGAGGGUGGGGUGCAUCAGACAGUGAAUGUAUCAUACUCUUAAACUCUAUUAGAGCCACUUGCUGUCGCCCUGAAGAACCACAUGCAGUCCAAGAUCCAUAGAUAGAGGACCACUGCUUUACACCACUCAGUUGGGUGCAACUAGUGUCUUGUUAGAGGCUAGGAAAAGUAAACUUGAACUGCAGUAACUAGUGACGAUAGAGUAGUUCUAUUAAUAUCCUGAGAGCACAAAAACAGAAGGGAAAUUAAACACUUUGUGAACAAUUUAUUUUAUUGUUCUGCUACCGUAGCAAAGAUUAAAGUAUUUGGGUCCAGUAAUGGAAAAGAGAGAAUAGGAUAUUUUUCAACAAGUACCUCACAAACGUGUGUUCAUUGUAGAAUAUAAAACACACCAAAGGAGGCUAACAGUCAGUUUGGUUUCUUGGCAAUGACUGUUAAUUUACAGUAACUUACAAUAGAUGACAAUAUUUAUUUCAGAUUCUUGUAAAUAAUUUUGAUUUUAAUACUAUAUUUGGAAUCCUAUGUCUCUACUUUGUGCAUUGCAUUCCAGGAGGGGUCAGUGAAUCCCCAGAACUCAGCCGGUACUCAUUACCCUCUCAAUCCAACCAACAAACCUAGAAACUCGGGCAUAAACACCAGGCUUCAUGGGCUCAGCACAGCCCAGACCCCAA
Messenger RNA from Mauremys mutica (yellowpond turtle), 6825 nucleotides. RefSeq names its product solute carrier family 22 member 3 (gene SLC22A3). Gene Ontology annotation, biological process: transmembrane transport. NCBI's taxonomy places the organism in Eukaryota, Metazoa, Chordata, Testudines, Geoemydidae. Gene Ontology annotation, molecular function: transmembrane transporter activity. Bases 240 to 1892 code for a protein of 550 amino acids. Gene Ontology annotation, cellular component: membrane. The transcript is spliced from 11 exons. The record is from RefSeq and is a predicted model, not a curated record.